This is a messenger RNA of Drosophila guanche, 3078 nucleotides long. RefSeq names its product glutamyl aminopeptidase. Gene Ontology annotation, cellular component: cytoplasm. Gene Ontology annotation, biological process: peptide catabolic process; proteolysis. Gene Ontology annotation, molecular function: peptide binding; zinc ion binding; metalloaminopeptidase activity. The record is from RefSeq and is a predicted model, not a curated record. The transcript is spliced from 7 exons. NCBI's taxonomy places the organism in Eukaryota, Metazoa, Arthropoda, Insecta, Diptera, Drosophilidae. Bases 58 to 2976 code for a protein of 972 amino acids.
AGGCUUAGUAGCGCAUUGGAUGCGGCCCGUGUUGGAUUAGCUUUAGAAAGAUCGAGCAUGAUUGUCACCGCCAAAUUGGUGGCCAUUGGGCUGAGCCUUGCCCUGACCGCGUUUACCGUUUCCACCAUUGUGCUGGCCGUGCAAAAGUCCAGUUUGACGAAUGAUUUGCGCGAGGCACAGGAGAAACUUGAUAUGCUGGAGGCGGGUCUGCAAACGACGAGCACGAGCACGGUAGCGCCGCCUGCGAGCCCUACAGCAGCGCCAGGCACCACAGCAGAACCAGAACCCUCAGCAGCGCCAGGCACCACGGCAGCUCCUGCCACCACGGCAGCUCCUGAGCAAAAGAUUGACUAUCGUCUGCCCAGCCACCUGGAGCCCACACACUACGAUUUGUACCUCUUUCCAAACGUGGAGACGGGCGUGUUUGAUGGCCAGGAAACGAUUAAACUGAACGUGCACGAGGCCACCGAUACGAUUGUGCUGCACUCGCUCAACCUCAACAUUUCCGGCGUGUCCGUGCUGAAGCCGGACUCUUCCAGCGUGGAGGUCUCCGAGAUCAGCUUCGAUGCGGUGCGAGAGUUUCUGGUGCUGCAGCUGGCCGAGCAGCUGACAGCGGGCACUGAGGUGGAGCUCCAUUUGGGCUUCGGUGGCUCCAUGGCCAACAAGAUUGUGGGCCUGUACAGUUCGUCGUAUGUGAAGGCGGAUGAGAGUCGCAAGUGGAUUGCCACCUCCAAAUUCGAGCCCACCUAUGCCCGCCAGGCCUUUCCCUGCUUCGAUGAGCCAGCGCUGAAGGCCACCUUCCAGAUAACCCUCGUGCAUCCCGUGGAUGGGGAUUACCAUGCGCUGUCCAACAUGAACAUCGAGUCGCAGGCCAAUCAGGGCGCCUACACGGAGGUCACCUUCGCCAAGAGUGUGCCCAUGAGCACGUAUCUGGCCUGCUUCAUUGUCUCUGACUUUACGGCAAAGUUUGUGGAGGUGGACACCAGGGGCAUUGGCGAGACCUUCACCAUGGGCGUCUAUGCCACGCCCGAGCAGAUUGGCAAAGUGGACUUCGCCGUGGAGGUGGGCAAGGGUGUGAUUGAGUACUACAUCGAUUACUUCCAAAUUGAGUAUCCGCUGCCCAAGCUGGACAUGGCAGCCAUACCCGACUUUGUCUCCGGCGCCAUGGAGCACUGGGGUUUGGUCACCUACCGCGAGACCAGUCUGCUCUACGAUGCAGAGACAAGUUCGGCCGCGAACAAGCAGCGCAUUGCCUCGGUCAUUGCUCACGAGUUUGCUCACAUGUGGUUCGGCAAUUUGGUAACCAUGAAUUGGUGGAACGAUUUGUGGCUAAACGAGGGCUUUGCCAGCUUUAUCGAGUACCUGGGCGUGGACUCUGUCUUUCCCGAGUGGAAAAUGCGCGAUCAAUUCAUUGUGAGCACUUUGCAUGGCGUGUUAACCUUAGACGGCACCUUGGGCUCCCAUCCCAUCAUCCAGACCGUGGAGAAUCCAGAUCAGAUUACGGAAAUCUUUGACACCAUCACCUACUCGAAGGGUUCCUCGCUGGUGCGCAUGGUGGAGGAUUUUCUGGGCGAGGCCCUCUUCCGGGAAGCGGUGACCAAUUACUUGAAUGAAUACAAAUACACGACGGCGGAGACUUCCAAUUUCUUUACGGAAAUUGAUAAGCUGGGACUGGACCACAAUGUGACGGCCAUUAUGCUGACAUGGACAGUGCAGAUGGGUCUGCCAGUUGUCACGGUGGAGCAGCUAUCCGACACUGAAUACAAAUUGACGCAAAAGCGCUUCUUGUCCAAUCCCAACGACUAUGACGCAGAGCACGAGAGUUCGGAAUACAACUACCGCUGGACAAUACCCAUCACAUACACCACCAGCGCGGAGUCCAGUGUGCAGCGGGUUUGGUUUUACCAUGACCAAAGCGAAGUCAUCAUAACUCUGCCCGCUGCUGUGCAGUGGAUCAAAUUGAACGCGGAGCAAGUGGGCUACUAUCGGGUCAACUAUGCUGCGGCGUUGUGGGAAUCGCUGGCCACGCAGCUGGUGGCCACGCCGGGCACCUUCAGCUCGGGCGACCGCGCCUCCCUGCUCAACGAUGCCUUUGCGCUGGCUGACUCCACGCAGCUGCCGUACGAGAUUGCCUUUGACAUGACCAAGUAUCUGGACAAGGAGCAGGACUAUGUGCCCUGGAGUGUGGCUGCCUCAAAGCUGACAUCGCUGAAGCGCACGCUCUACUACACGUCCAGCUACGUGAAGUACAAGAAGUAUGCCACGGCGCUGAUCGAGCCCAUCUACACGGCACUCACGUGGACAGUGGGCGAGGAUCACUUGGACAAUCGCCUGCGUGUCACUGCCCUGAGUGCCGCCUGUUCGUUGGGCCUCGAGUCCUGCCUCAGCGAGGUGGGCGCACAGUUCAACAGUUGGCUGGCCCAGCCCAAUGAGCGACCCAAGCCGGAUGUCCGCGAAACCAUCUACUACUACGGCAUGUUGUCCGUGGGCGAUCAGCAGAUCUGGGAGCAGGUCUGGCAGCUGUUCGUCGACGAGGCGGAUGCCAGCGAGAAGUCCAAGCUGAUGUACGGCCUGUCCGCUGUGCAGGAGCCGUGGAUACUCCAGCGCUACAUUGACCUCGCCUGGAAUGAGGAUUACGUGCGCGGUCAGGAUUACUUCACGUGCCUGACUUACAUUGCCUCGAAUCCCGUGGGUGAGCCGCUGGUCUGGGAAUAUGUGCGCGAGAACUGGCAGAAGCUGGUCGACCGCUUCGGACUGAAUGAACGUUAUUUGGGCAAUCUGAUACCCUCGAUCACGGCUCGCUUCAACACCCAAACGAAGCUCGAGGAGAUGGAGUACUUCUUUGAGAAGUAUCCCGAGGCAGGAGCUGGCACUGCGGCACGUGUACGUGCCCUCGAAACGGUGAAGAACAAUAUUGUGUGGCUGGCCGAGAAUCUCGAGAGCGUCGACGCCUGGCUGGACGAGCAGCAACUGUAGCUGGCCAUUCCCUUGGGUUUUUUUCCUUAUGUUUAUUAAGUUUUUGGCCAUAAAGAACGACCAAUGGGAAUAAAGAUAAGCUCAACAUUACAGCUCCAUAAA